AUGGCGCCCUCGGGAGCAGGCAUCUCGGGGCCCAGACCCGCGCAGGGUGCAAGGGCCAGUUGGGGAUGCGUCGCCGUUCUCCCCGACCCUUUGGCCCAGUUUCUCGGACCCCAGACCCGGGGGUGUGGAGUUUGCCAGCCACAAGGCCCUUACGUUCAGGUAUACACACACUCGGGCCUAGGCAGUGUCUUCCUGGUCUUUCUGGCCUCACAACUUAAACCUGCCCUUGCACUCAACACGCGGCGGCCCCCGGGACGGGAAGUCUCCCCCCGCGGGGCCUGCGCACCCCUCCCCUCCGUGAGCGGGUUUGUCCUGUCUGCAGCCUUCCUAGGUGGGGAAGGAGGACCGGGGAAGACGCGCGCCGUGGCCACCGGGCCCCGCGUGCAGCGCGGAGAGGAGGCCGGCCCGCCCCCGCCUCGACACUCUGCGGCUCCGCCCCCGCCGUCCCUCUGCCGGGAUGGGGGGGCGGGGAAGGGGUUCGUUAGUGCGCCCCCUCCUCGGACCCCGCUGCGCCCCUCCUCCUAA
Rangifer tarandus platyrhynchus (Svalbard reindeer) is the source of this 525-nucleotide messenger RNA. Lineage: Eukaryota; Metazoa; Chordata; Mammalia; Artiodactyla; Cervidae. The record is from the annotation of a GenBank genome assembly.